UGGGAGUGUUUGUUAUUUUGAACUGACAUUUUAAGAAAUGAAAGAAAAAAGAAUGAUAUGCUUCACCCAGGGAAGCACAUUUUCUCUCUCACUGAUCUGUUUGUUUUCUUGAUAAAUUGUAUCUCAACUCUGAAAGAUAUUGCUGAGUAAAUGUCAAAAAAGACAAAAUUCCUCUAAUUUUUCUCCUGUCUGUUGUCUCUGGGAGCUGAUUUGCUGAAAGGUUUGUCCACUUUUUUUGUUGUGAGCAAAUGAAACCACGCCAGGAAUGGGCCACUGACCAAAGGUUUUGUCUUGCCUAAUUCAGACUUGUUGUCAUUUGCACUUUGUGUCAGCAGGAAGGAAAUUUGUUUCGGUGAUACAGGAUCGCUGUAACACAGAGUGAAAAAUGGACAAAGAACUGGGCCUGAUUCUGCUCCUGGUGCUGCUUCACUGUCACAAAAGCAACACGGACUCACAAAUCACUUGUCCAUACAGAUGCCACUGUUUCACUCCAGGCCAAGUACUGUGUGCUGAUGGUGGGUUGUCAUAUUUACCCAGGAACAUGUCCAGGAAGGUCAAGGACUUUAUUAUAAUGUCAUCAGAUCUGCAGUACCUGUUUGCCCAUACUUUAGAGGACAGUCCCCAACUCAUUAAGCUUAUCUUCUUAAAUAAUGCACUGCAAAGUGUUCACUCUCAGGCUUUUGUGGAUCUGGUUGAGCUGCAAGAGCUAGAAAUCAGUGGAAACCCAGGACUGCAGCAUUUAUUUCCGGAGACUUUUGUGAAGCAGGAAAACUUGACUAAACUGAUGCUUAACUUUAACCGGUUCAAGACAGUGCCUCCUGGCAUGUUUGACCAGCUUAAACAACUAGAAACUCUGCAAAUGAAGGCUAACAUCAUAACACAUCUGCCUACAUCUCUUUUCCUGAACCUGCACAAUCUGCGUGUCCUGGAUUUAUCCCAAAAUAAGCUUGAAGAAGUGAAAAGGGAAACAUUUUCUGGUCUGGCAAGAUUGGAGACCCUGAAAAUUAACAACAACCUCAUCAGCAAUCUUACAUCUGACACAUUCCACAAUAUUUCUCAGCUGAUAGAACUUCACUUGGAGGGGAAUAAGAUAUCAGAGCUUGCUGACAGCAUCUUCUUUAUGUUAACCAAACUGAAGGUGCUCAACCUUCGUGGAAAUCUUCUUACAGCCUUCAGCGAUAAAGUGUUUGGGUUUGAGGCCUCAAAUUUGAUAGAGCUGAACCUAAAAGGCAACAGACUGAGAGAGCUGUCCUCUCUAAGCAGUCUGACAUGUCUUUCCGACCUUAUCUUGUCCUUUAACCAUCUCACCAACCUUCCUGGAGACAUUUUUAGGAAUGUUACAGCUCUGGAGAAUUUGGACCUGUCUGAAAACCAGCUCACCUCACUGCCCGAAACGAUCUUUAGUAAUCUAUUUGGCAUCAAGACGAUCCAUCUAAACAAGAACAACCUGAUCAAAGUGGACGCCAAACUCUUCGAGGACCAGGCGCUCAUCCAGCAGCUCUACCUCUCAGACAACCAGCUGGAAACUCUCCCAGUGGGCCUUUUAGAUCAUUUUGCCAUCCAGCAUACAGUAAGACUCCAUGGAAACCCCUGGAAAUGCGACUGCCACAUGUGGUAUCUGCAUGACUGGGUGGUGAGUAACAGCCAAGACAUAGAGAUGCUUGACAGGAUGCUCUGUGAGAGCCCAGGCUUUCUGAGGAGACGACCAGUUGCCUCCAUCGACAAGGACCAGCUGGUGUGUCAGUUGUCCAAAGAUGAGAUGGUGGAUCUCAGCAUCUGUAGCCAAGUAGUUUUCAAUGACACUGUGAUCAUUAAUUGUAAAGUAGAUAAAUGUUCUACACUGACAGUUAAAGUACAAUUUCAGGAGAAUGAUGGCAGUAUAAAGGAACAAAUUUUUAAAAGUGAGCCUGAUCAUUCUCAUUGUAGCAAAGAGACGGUGAUCGAGAGUCCCAUUCAAUAGUUUCCCCUGUUAAUUAGACUUUGUUCUCUGCACAAAUACAUCCUCAUGCAUUUGGCCUUUCUUCAUACAAAGAGUCACAUCAUAUGUUCUGACCGUCACAGUCAGUACUGUAAACAAACCUCUAACUCAGCAGCUGAUAACCAGUUUACAUGCAUCCCGCUGAAUGAUAAGGAGGUGGAUGAACUCUUUUCUAGUAAAGAUCAAAGUUCAAACCGCUACUUUGUGAGAUCCCGUCACUGCUAAAAGGAAGUAUGUGUAACAUGUUAAUCAUCUGCUAACUCUGGCACUGCUGGAUUGUCUUCUUAAGAACCACUUGAAUAAUCAUAAUCAAUCAAAUCAAAAUCAAUCAACAACAACAAUUGCAACAAUACUGAAGCAAUACUGUUUCAAUAUAAUCACUUGCAGGUGGUGAAUUUUGCAGUUUUCAAGAAGUUUUGGAACAGCCAUCCUUGUAAAAUGUCAAUAAAAUGUUAGAUUUGCUGCUUGA
This is a messenger RNA of Scatophagus argus, 2447 nucleotides long. RefSeq names its product carboxypeptidase N subunit 2. The record is from RefSeq and is a predicted model, not a curated record. Lineage: Eukaryota; Metazoa; Chordata; Actinopteri; Scatophagidae. The transcript has 2 exons. The coding region runs from base 386 to 1960 and encodes 524 amino acids. Gene Ontology annotation, molecular function: protein binding.